Hydra vulgaris (swiftwater hydra) is the source of this 931-nucleotide messenger RNA. RefSeq lists its product as uncharacterized. The record is from RefSeq and is a predicted model, not a curated record. NCBI's taxonomy places the organism in Eukaryota, Metazoa, Cnidaria, Hydrozoa, Anthoathecata, Hydridae.
CAAGGAACAAAUGGCUUCCCACGUUAUUAAAGAAAAGCUAUGCAGUGAAAGUGGUAACACCAUUUCAUUGAAGACAGGAGGUAGUAAGCUAAAAUUAUCUAUUGGAUCUGAGAAUACUCCAAAAACAACUAAUUUUACUCACAAAAAUCUUCUUUGUAUACAGAAUUCUCUUUCCUUAAGUAAUCAUCAAAUUAUAAAACUUGCUAAUAUGAUAAGAGUUGUUGAAAAAAGAAGAAACGCUGUAGAACCUGGACUGAAAGACUGUGUCUCUGAUUUGGAUAGUUAUCUUCUCCCAUUAUUUACUGAAGAAAAUAUUUUAUUUGAAUUUAAAAAUAAAGAUAAAACUUUGGAAUAUAAAAAUACUACAGUCGCGUACUGCAAUGAUGUUACUCUUUUUGUUAAACUACUCCUGGAUCUUAAAUGUGUUGAUUCUAAGAAUCAGUUGUUUAAAAUUGCUGUUGAUGGGGGAAGUGGUUUUAUCAAAUUUUGUUUAAACAUAGUUGAUAUCAAUGAAAUUUUUGAAAAUUACGGCAAGUUUGACAUAGAUCACCUUAAAACAAAACCCGUAACAGCUUGCAGGGGUUCAUAUAAAGAUGGUCUAAUAAAGAAAUUCAAAGAUUCGUCAGUAAAUGCUUUAUUUCUUCUUCUGGUAGCUCAAGAGAUCCCAGAAAGAUAUUUUAACAUUAAAAUAUUAUUUGAAAAACUAUAUCUUGAUAAAGUUGAGCACAUUGGGGUAUGCGACAUAAAUCUUAGUCAAAUUCUGACAGGUAUAUCUCCAAGUAGCAGUUCGAUUCAUCCCUGUUAUGUAUGUGAGUGGGAUAGAAGAGAAGCUUGGAAAAAUGCUCCAUACAGAACCUUUGAGAGCUGUCAAGAAAACUAUACAAAAUUCAAAGAAUCUGGUUCAAAACCAGAUUCUUUGAAUUUUGUAUAG